Funneliformis geosporum is the source of this 138-nucleotide messenger RNA. Lineage: Eukaryota; Fungi; Glomeromycota; Glomeromycetes; Glomerales; Glomeraceae. The record is from the annotation of a GenBank genome assembly.
AUGAACAAUCAUGUUGCAACAUUGCUAAAAAUUUGGGAUCUUAAAGCUUUUAUUCAAGAAAAUGUUGGAUUUAGUGUUCAUAUUCCUUAUCAAAAACCUGUAAUAACAGAAAUACAUUGUCAAAUUUAUCUUGAAUAG